AGCAGAAGUGAGGAGGCGGAGGAGGACGAGGACGAGGACGAGGACGAGGACGAGGACGAGGACGAGGACGAGGACGAGGACGAGGACGAGGACGAGGACGAGGACGAGGACGAGGACGAGGACGAGGACGAGGACGAGGACGAGGACGAGGAGGAAGAUGAGGAGGAGUUGAAUGACUUUUGCGAUCAGGCUGAAGUUCUUCUUGAUACAUACGCGCUGGAGUUUCAAGGUCUUGCCAAUGAGCUCAAUAUGCUUGAAAAAGAAAUUGACGCUACAGAGGAUUAUCUCAAGUUCAAGCUCGACAAGGCUCGCAAUCGUCUUAUUCGUCUCGAUGUUUUCUUUGGCAUUAUCGGAGCCUGUCUGGCAGUCAAUUCGGCCAUAACAGAGAGCAGCUCCGCCAACUUUUCGCUCAAGAUCGGGGCACAAACUCUUAGCAGGGUUGAGCAG
Molecule: messenger RNA, 447 nt
Organism: Guillardia theta CCMP2712
Lineage: Eukaryota; Cryptophyceae; Pyrenomonadales; Geminigeraceae
Exons: 4
Biological process (GO): magnesium ion transport
Molecular function (GO): magnesium ion transmembrane transporter activity
Source: RefSeq, a predicted model, not a curated record